Molecule: messenger RNA, 1429 nt
Organism: Limanda limanda (common dab)
Lineage: Eukaryota; Metazoa; Chordata; Actinopteri; Pleuronectiformes; Pleuronectidae
Product: UPF0500 protein C1orf216 homolog
Exons: 2
Coding region: 31-1242 (403 amino acids)
Source: RefSeq, a predicted model, not a curated record
UGUGUUGACUUUCCUCCCUGGGAUGGGAACAUGCACACUUCCAGCUGCGCCAUUGGCCGCUUCUUCUUCUUCUUCACCGUUUUCCGUCGCCGUCCUUGCGCAAACGUGCGUGUUUUUGCGCAGAUCAGACACAUCCAUCCAUCACGAGGACUGUCUCGUGAGGCUCAGUCGAGGUCAGUGAUGCUCCACCAUCAGGACCAGCCUCUGCACUCAGGCUACGGGGGUCCGGGGGGCCCGAACCACAAGUCCUCCUCCUCCCUUCGAAACAGGAAGGGCGACAAGGACGGCAACUUCAACUUCCUGCCCGGGAAAGAUGACGAUGGCUACACGGGCAACGGAGGAGGGGACGAGAACCGGAACCAGGUGCGUCCGCGCAGCUUGGGCCCGCUGGGUCGAGACCCUCCCAGCUCCUCGCCGGCGUACCACCACAACGCCCAGCGAGCCCGCAUGCCCUGCUGGAGCCCGCUGGAGCCCCUGCCCGAGAUCGAGCCCGGGGAGGACGGGUACGGACGGGUUCCCCCGGAUGGAGCGGAGGAGAGGAGGAUGGAGGAAGAGGAGGGAGGGAUGACGAUGAGCCACAGUGAGAUGAAGCAGCAGAUGAAGCAGCUGCAGAGGAGGAAGGGCAGCUCGGGGGUGGAAGGGAAAGAGGAGGAGAAUGGAUUACUGGAGCUGGAGGACGGGGACGAGUGGGGCGACAGCGACUCCGGCUCCGAGUUCAGCAACCGCUCCGGCAGCAGCAUGGAGCCCAACCCGGAGAGCGGCGGCGGCGGCGGCGGCGAGGGCGUGCUGAUGGGAGGCUGGGACCGCGUGGGAGUCGGAGAACCCAAAUCCAACCACAAGGAAGGCGACCGGCCCUCGAACAGCAACCGAGAACCAGCCGCACGCCACCACAGCCGCAAGGCGCUGCCAGGAAGCGUGCUGGCAAAGCUCCGGGAGGAAGCAGCAGAGGAGGAAGGCCGGUCUUCAGACUCGGACGGCGGGCUGAUGGACGCCGUGUGGACGCUGCGGGACCGCGAGCGCUUCAAGGCCCAGGAGAUGGAGAAGCACCAGGUGCAGCUGACCAUGUACCGGCGCCUGGCGCUGAUCCGCUGGGUGCGCACGCUGCAGGGUCACGUGGAGGAGCAGCAGAACCGCCUGCAGUCCAGCUUCGACGUCAUCCUCACCAACAGGAAGGAGCUGCUGCGCAUGGGCGCCGCCACGGUGGCCAACGCCGCUCCCACCGCGGCUGUGGGACAGUCAUGAGAAGGGAGGGAGUGACAGGAAGUGGUUAAAACAAAAAACACUGUAUUUCUGCUCGAUUCACUUCUUUCCUGAAGGCAUUUCUACGGUGGCCUAGAGGGCUCAAAGCGCUGCAAAUUAAGAAAACACAAAUAGAAAAUAAAAAGUGCAAAUUGGAAAAACAACAUUGCAGCUCUGCAAAAAGACACAA